Messenger RNA from Columba livia (rock pigeon), 1972 nucleotides. RefSeq names its product zinc finger CCCH domain-containing protein 13-like. The record is from RefSeq and is a predicted model, not a curated record. The coding region runs from base 147 to 1955 and encodes 602 amino acids. Lineage: Eukaryota; Metazoa; Chordata; Aves; Columbiformes; Columbidae. The transcript is spliced from 7 exons.
CGUUGCCGCGGCAACGAGCGCGGGGGCUGCUGGGAAUGGCGGGAGCGGCCCAACGGGGGUGGCGAAGCCUCCGAGAGGUUUGGGGUGAAAACGGGGGGGUUUGUGGGGCCGCUGUUUGACGUCACCGCCGCCUAAGUGACGUCGGCAUGACGGCGGAUGACGUCACGCGGGGGCUGGGGCUGGAGGAGCGCGCUGAUUGGCUGCUGAAGAGGAGCCAGGCCCUCCUGAACUUCCGGCCCCGCCCUCUCCGCGCCGGCCCCGCCCCUUCUGGCCCCGCCCACCCCGAUCUGCUCCUCCAAUGGCGGCUCUUGCGGGCACGGGGGGCGGGGCCAGCGCUGGACACGCCCACAAAGGAGCUGGCGCCACCUUGGAGGUCACGUGGACUGUGGGGGACGCUGAGCAACGGCGGCCAUGCUGGGGGUCACGUGACUCUCCUGAUGAUGAGGAGCGGCGGCCCAUGUCUGGGGUCACGUGACUCCCAUAGUGCCUUGCUGCGGGACCCAUGUGUGGGGUCACGUGACUCCUACAAUGCUGGGGAGCAGCGGCCAUGUCAGGGGUCACGUGACUCCCUUCACGCUCUGUGGCGGAAGCCAUCUUGGCAGUCACGUGACUCCCAUAGGGCCUUGCGGCAGGACCCGUGUUUGAGGUCACGUGACUCCCAUGAUGCUCCACGGCAGGAGCCAUGUCAGGGGUCACGUGACUCCCAUGAAGCUCAGCGACAGCAUCCGGAGUCACGUGACUCCCCCGAGGCCACGCGGCCAAUGAGGAACCGCUCCCAUGAUGCUUUGCGGCGGGAGCCACGCACGGGGUCACGUGACCCCCAUGAUGCUCCACGGCAGGAGCCGUGUCUGGGGUCACGUGACUCCCAUAGUGCCUUGCGGGAGGUGCCAAGUCUGAGGUCACGUGACUCCCAUGAUGCUCCACGGCAGGACCCGUGUCUGGGGUCACGUGACUCUCGUGACGCUCCACGGCAGGAGCCAUCUUGGAGGUCACGUGACUGCCAGGAAGCUGAGCGACAGCGGCCAUGUUUGAGGUCACGUGACUCCCAUGAUGCUCCACGGCAGGAGCCGUGUUUGGGGUCACGUGAUUCCCAUCGUGCCUUGCGGCGGGACCCGCGUGAGAGGUCACGUGACUCCCAGGAUGCCUUGCAGGGGGUGCCAAGUCUGAUGUCACGUGACUCCCAUGACGCUUCACGGCAGGAGCCAUCUUGGAGGUCACGUGACUGCCAUGAAGCUCAGCGACAGCAGCCAUGUUUGAGGUCACGUGACUCCCAUGACACUUCACUACAGGAGCCAUAUUUGGGGUCACAUGACUCCCCUGAUGCUCAGGAGCGGCGGCCAUGUUUGAGGUCACGUGACUCCCAUGACGCUUCACGGCAGGAGCCAUAUUUGGGGUCACAUGACUCCCCUGAAGCUCCGCGACGGGAGACAUCUUGGAGGUCACGUGACUCCCGUGACGCUCAGAAUCUGCAGCCAUGUUUGGGGUCACGUGACUCCCGCGACGCCGAGGAGCGGCGGCCAUGUUUGGGGUCACGUGACUCCCAUGACACUCACCAGCAGCGGCCAUGUCUGCGGUCACGUGACUCCCACAGCGCCUUGCAGCAGGAGCCAUCUUUGAGGUCACGUGACGCCCAUGAUGCUCAGCAACGGGAGGCAUGUCGGGGGUCACGUGACUCCCGUGAUGCUGAGGAGCGGCGGCCAUGUUUGGGGUCACGUGACUCCCAUGAUGCUCAGCGGCGCCCGAGGGGGGGCGGCCAGAAGGAUCCAUGGGGCACACUUGUGGGGCACAAUGGGGCCGUGGGGCAGCAGGAACCAGAUUUAGGGGGUGACCCCGUCCUGCGGCUGUUGAGGGGGCGGAGCCGAGCGCUGCGGGGGCGGCUGCGGGCCGUGGAUUCUUUGCUGGCAGCGCUGGACCCCCCCAAAAAUUGGAGGGGGGGGGAGUUGGCAAUAAAGUGACAAAACCCCCCCAAAAA